UUGGCUAUCCUUACCCUUCCAUUACAUCCCUUCACCAAACAUAAUAUUUCUAGUCAAACCCUCAUUUUUCUCUCUUCUACUCCUCACUUUCCUUAAUCUAAUUAAUUAUUUAGCUAGCUUCCAUGUCUAAUGAACCCAAAAACUAUCAUAAUUACCCUUAUAAUCACCUUAUUAACAAUGAUAAUUUUUCAUUAUUAUCACUAAUCAAUGAAGAUCCACAAGCUUUCUUAGAUAACUCUAAUUUCUUCACUUUCUCUAAUAACCCUAAUUCAACCCUACAAAAUAACACUAAUUCUUAUAACUUUAAUGAAUUUAUGCAUGGAUCUUGUUUAGAUUACCCUAAAUUUUCUCCAACUUCUUCAGAAGUUUUGUCCUCGGUUGUCGAUGGUGGUCUUGGGCGUGGCGGGGAUGAAACUCCGCCAAUGGCAGCCGCAAAAGAUGCGACUGCCAUUAGAAGUGCGGAGAUUCCCGACACACCGAAUUCCUCCAUUUCUUCUUCCUCUACGGAAGCUGGAGGUUCGGAUGUUGGUUCUAUGGCUAGGAAAGGUGAGAAGCGUCAAUCUAUAUGUGAUGAUAAUCAUGGUGGAGAUGAUGAGUCUAAGAAAGUGAAUAGUAAUAAUAGUAAUAAUAAAGGAGGAAAAAAAAAGGGGGAGAAGAAGCAAAGGGAAGCAAGAUAUGCAUUUGUUACAAGGAGUGAAGUGGAUCAUCUUGAAGAUGGAUAUAGAUGGAGAAAAUAUGGGCAAAAAGCUGUAAAGAAUAGUCCUUAUCCUAGGAGCUAUUACAGGUGCACCACACAAAAAUGCACAGUAAAGAAAAGAGUAGAGAGAUCAUUCCAAGAUCCAACGACAGUAAUCACAACCUAUGAAGGCAAGCACAACCACCCAGUCCCCGCCACACUACGCGGCCAUGCAGCUGCACUCCUCCCUCAAUACACCAUGUUUGCUCCGUCGUCUGCACCACCAGCAUCACACCCCAAUCUCCCUCUUGAACUGCUAGCUCAACUUGGCCAUGGUGGGCCCAGUAUCGCCGUCGCCGGCGGUGUUUCUUCUUUUUCACACUUUCCUCAACAACAACAACAUCAACAAUUGCUCAAUAAUGAUGACUAUGGGCUUCUCCAAGAUGUGGUCCCUCCUUUUCUCCUUAAACAAGAGCCUUAGUUUUUAUGGGCGCGGACCAAAAACCGGCAAAUAAUUAUACGAGUUUUCAAUCUAUAUUUGAGGGUCUGUAUUGUUUUUAUAUCAAAACCUCACCUGAUCCAUCUUAAUAUACUCGAGAAUAUAUAUCAUGUAUUGUUUAAUAUUGAAGACCCUUUAUUUUUGAAGACGUUAUACAAUCGAACAUGUUACAUACGUACGUCUAAAUGGUUCUACAUGAAGGAUAUUCACUUAAAAUGAGUUUUCUUCAUGUCUUAUCUUUCGAGGGGGUAUGAGUAUAGUUUGUAUGUUAUUUACUUUCGAAGUCUGAGUGAAAUUUAAUGGAUAUGAUGAUAUGGUAUAGUAUAUAAGUUAUGGUAUGUAAUUCACUAUGAUUAUUUUGGCCAAUGAGUUUAUUUAUAGUUCACACGUAGUUCUAAAUUAGGAAUUGUUAUGUAUUAAAUUAAAACUGUUAUGUAUUAAAUUAAAACUGUUAC
This is a messenger RNA of Amaranthus tricolor (Joseph's coat), 1630 nucleotides long. Its product is annotated as WRKY transcription factor 71-like. NCBI's taxonomy places the organism in Eukaryota, Viridiplantae, Streptophyta, Magnoliopsida, Caryophyllales, Amaranthaceae. The transcript has 3 exons. Gene Ontology annotation, molecular function: sequence-specific DNA binding; DNA-binding transcription factor activity. Bases 123 to 1157 code for a protein of 344 amino acids. The record is from RefSeq and is a predicted model, not a curated record. Gene Ontology annotation, biological process: regulation of DNA-templated transcription.